This is a messenger RNA of Nycticebus coucang (slow loris), 1077 nucleotides long. RefSeq lists its product as uncharacterized. The record is from RefSeq and is a predicted model, not a curated record. The transcript is spliced from 3 exons. NCBI's taxonomy places the organism in Eukaryota, Metazoa, Chordata, Mammalia, Primates, Lorisidae. The coding region runs from base 1 to 873 and encodes 290 amino acids.
AUGUCCUUCCCACCCUGUUCUGGAGGAUGCUCAGCAGGGAGGAAUGACGGACUCAAUGGUUUUCCUUCCUCCCUUUCUGGCAGGAAGCUAAGCCGGAGGAGCUGGCGGCAGGAACAAGCAAGAACUGUGUCCCCGCCGCCCACCGGGUCCCCCACCCCCCUUGCCGGGAAUCUUGGCAGUGGCGGUGCUGGCUCCACUCCACAAACCUCAGGCCUCAGCUGGGACCAGAAACUGGCUAGCCCAGUGGAGAAGCAGUGGGCAUGGACCCCCCCCAAGUCCAAGGCGUGCCACCCAGAGGGCCUCACUUGGCCCCUGGCCACCCAGCACCCCAAGGGCACUGAGGUGGCAGCAGCUGGGGGGCCUAUGGUCCAGUGGGGUGCUGGCCAGGACUGUGGGAGUCAUGCCCAGGGAAACAGCUCAGGGAGCUGGGCCACAGGGCAGAGCUGCUCGCCCCACCACUCCUGCCCCCCCAGCACCCACAGUCACACCUCAGCCUUCUGGGCUGAUGCGGAAGUUUCCGUCACUUCUGGAAAAAGUGAGCAGGUCUUCUUGGCGGUGACUCAGGCCCUCAAGGAAGCAUCCACCCUCCUCCCUCCAGCCUGGCCAUCAGGAAUGGAACAGCAGGAGGCCCAGCCUCUACCCCGAGCUGGCCAUCUAGCUACCUACUCUGUUCUGGAGCUCAGAGUCCCUCCUGGUGCUUUCUUAGAGACCCUCCCCAUCUAUUCCACCCCUGUUUCUAGCAGCACUGCAAGACUCAUUCUCCCCACUAGGAUCCCCACUCCCAGAGGAGAGACAUGGUCCAGAUGUUGUUUUGAUGACUCUGGAGGCCAAGGGCUUCCCGGGAGAGCCUUCGUCUUUAAUCCCUGGUGUUGACCAGAGCCUACGCAGCCCAGCAGAGGGGGAAGGAAGGCAGCCUCAGCCCAGGGAAGCAGCUUGGCCACUGGCCCAGCUCCUGUCUGACCAGAAAAGGCAUCGGAGCUGGACCCAGAUGAAGGCUGGAAAAUCCCAAGCCUCUUGCUGGACUUAGCAGGACUUGACCCAACCACACACUGGAUUCUCCUCAAGGCCUGACCUUUG